AUGACCUACCGCUACACGACUUUGCAGCCUUUCAACGCCCCUGUCAGGUUUCAUUCUAUUCACUGCAAAUGUUACGUGUGUGCGCACCUUGCAGUCGAUCACGCCAAAGCCUUCUCCAACAUCGGUCUUGGGAGGCUCAGUGUUUCCUCUUACACUAACAAGAUCGAUCGUGCUGUGCUGAGCGAAACCGACAAGGCCUCUUUGGUGUGGUGUGACUCUGCAGGCAAGACCAAGGGCUCUGUCGGUUGGCGCCCUCUGAACCAGAAAACACCUUGGCUUCUCAAGAAUGUGACCUGGAAGGAGCUCAAGUAUUCCGCUGUCCAUUAUGGACUCGAGAACCCCUAG
This is a messenger RNA of Linnemannia hyalina, 345 nucleotides long. The record is from the annotation of a GenBank genome assembly. NCBI's taxonomy places the organism in Eukaryota, Fungi, Mortierellomycota, Mortierellomycetes, Mortierellales, Mortierellaceae.